AUGUCUGCAAUGAGAAAUGCCCUACUUCUUCCGACACGGACACGACACGAUACGAAAGAGAAAUCGAAUAUCGUCUCCUUUCUCCUAUCAAUGGCAUCGCAGAUGGCAUAUUCUGACGAAGGAAUCAUGAACAACUUCCUCAAAACUCUCGGAAAAGAUGAUCAUCUGAAGGCUGAUUAUCGUACUCUAUGGCGAAAACUAUUUUUGGAUGGGAUUUUCAAGGUUCAGUGUGAACAAAUUCACUAUUGGGUCAUUGAUGCCUUAGACGAAUGCCAAAAUGAGGCAGAUAUGAUCGCGUUGCUUAUCAGAACGGCUGAGAUCUCUUCAGUACACAUCUUGAUAACUUCACGGAAUCGAUUUGAGUCUCGUCAAAAGCUAGGAAAGUCCAAAGUCCGGGUGCUCUCCGAAGGAAUUCUCCAGGAGGAUAGUAAGUCCGAUAUAACGAUGUAUAUUGAGGCAAACAUGGAUGAUCUCCCUACGCUCGAUGAGGAUGGUGAACAGUCUAUUCUUCACGAAUUCCUCCAGCUAGACCUUAAAACAUCAACAGAUGGUCUCGAAAAGUCCAUACGAUCAUAUUGUGGACAACUCAUUGACAUAGACACAAAUGACCAAGUACAAACGACUCAUCUUACAGCACGACAAUUUCUUCUCGAUGUCAACACAAAUUCGGAGUUCGCGGUCAACGAGAAAGAAGGCCAUCUCCGGUUAUUGUUGGCUAUCUUACGCUUUUUCAACGACAUGGUAGAAAGCCCAAGACGUCGCAGAUCCAGCGGCAACAACACAUAUAAAGAAGGCUCCGCUCUCAUGGGUUAUGCAUCUAAUUAUUUGUCCGAACAUAUAUCACAUGUUCCUUCAAUGGAUCGAGAUGUUUUACUCGGCUUAGCAAAAUUCUUCAAAUCACCCAACGUUCUUCACUGGAUCGAACACAUUACAAAGCAUUCCAAUCAACAACGAUUGGUAGAAACAGGCAAGGCUCUUGGUGCCUUCCUGCAAGAUAGUACAGAUCGGACGUCGAUAAAGUCCGAUGAUAUAGAGUUGCUAACUUGUUGGGCAACUGAUCUGUUUGGAUCUUCAAUUCGCAACAUUAAUGACCGAGGAUUACGAGCUGAAACAUGGGAUGAUUGCUUGGCUACCGUACUCGAUGCCCCUGAGCAAUACUCAAGUCUGGCAUGCUCGAACCGUAUCUGCGUUUGGGAUCUCAAAACUAAAGUACAACUAUAUGUCUGGCAGACGCCUCAACAAUGUAUGGCAAUAUCUCUAGAUAACGAAGGUCGUUAUCUCUUGGCCGCGCUCAAGAAUCACCGCUUGCUCAUCUGGGAUCUUGAAAGCGAGGAUUCACCAGAAGCUAUUGAUUGGACACAGGGCUUAGAAGCCAUGACAAUUCGACUGCACAGACGUCCAACUACUGCUGCUUUUGGCAUCGGAUCAAAUCUUCUAGCAGUUAUAUACAAGGGCCAGGACAUCUUGUUAUGGAGUCUUACCAAUGACGAACUUGUAGCUCUAUAUAGCAGGGAAGCUAGCAUAAGUGCUGCGAGCCUAGGAAGACCUUACGGCUCUUCUGGCGUGCGAUGUCUAGUGUUCGGCAAUGCGUUUAAUGCACAUUUACUUGCAUGCGCAUACACAGAUGGUGAGCUAGUAUUGUUUGAUACCUCUAAAUACCACAGUCUCUCAAUUCCAACCCCUUCAUAUUGUGCAUUAUCCGAGAAUGUUGAGGUUCUGAUCGGUACUACUUGCAUGGGUGCUGAAUCAUCAGAGCGUCUAGUUUUCUUGCAUGGCAGUCAGUGGGUAUGUGCUACCGACACGAGUUCUGCCCGAACGAAUCGUUUCGCACGCCAUUUCUUCUUUCCAGCCGAUUGGCUCGAUACAUCAAAGGACUCUGCUCUUAGUAUGAAGGUGACCAAGAAAGGAGAUGUCCUGUUUGUCAAGGACGACGAGGUUGCGGUUGUAAGGAGAGGGCUACUUACAUCUGAACUAAUGCUAGGAGGUAACGAUGCUUUGGCACCAGCUAUGAAAUAA
Messenger RNA from Sclerotinia borealis F-4128, 2016 nucleotides. Lineage: Eukaryota; Fungi; Ascomycota; Leotiomycetes; Helotiales; Sclerotiniaceae. The record is from the annotation of a GenBank genome assembly.